CUAAAGUAAGAUCUUAUUGAAAAACUUUCUUGUAAUUCUUAAUAACAAAUUAUUAUCAGUUUGGACAUUUAACAUUUGAUGGAUAUACGUUAACUUUGUGGAUUUAAAAACAAUCUUUAAAGAGAGGACUUAUAUCCUUUGGAUAUACUAAAUAAAGUUUGGAUUGUGCGACAGAUUUGGAAUUAGUACUGAUUGGAUUUAAAUUUGACCAGGGGCCGUAUUCAUAAAGCAUCUUAAGUAUAAAUAUAAGAAAUUGAUUAUUUAUUUAAGUAUUACUUAGGUUAGAAAUUUAUUUUACUUGAGUAUAUUUGUUAUUCAUAAAACAACUUAAUAAGUAAUUCUUGUUUUUAUUGUGGACGAAAACAUAUUUUAUUAUUGUGGACGAAAACAUUAAAAAAAAACAACAUUAAUUUCAGACAGAUACAACAUGCACAAUUAUGUUUAAAGUGCUUUUAUCUGAAAACAACACUUUAAUCGUACUCACCACGCUAUUUUAUUUUCUGACUUAAGUCAUUUCUUACGUAUCUUAAGUUUUAGCUGUUUUAUGACUAGAACUUAAGUUUUUACAUAGACUUAAGUUGAAAUCACCACAAACUUAAGUAAAAUCUUAAACUUAAGUCAAAACUUAUACUUAAGAUGCUUUAUGAAUACGGCCCCAGGGCAGGACUUGAACUAUUCUUACAUAAUAUAACUGGAUUUUACAGCUAAUUAACUUUUUGCAAGGUAUCUGAAUUGUUUCUUUUCAUAAUAAACAUUGUUAUUUUAAUGGUUGCUGGUUUGUUUUUCUGUUACCUUUUAUUUUGAACCAUUAUUGUCAAUAAUAAUUAUUAUAUUUAGGUAAAUACACAUUGGAGUGGUACCUUUUAGCCAUGGCAUUCACAAAUGUAUGUUUCCCAAUACCAGUAAAAUAUUACAGGACGACAUUAAAGCAGCCGAAUUCAAUCCAUAUCGUUCCUAAAUCAUUUAAAAUUGUUAAGCCGUCCAGUCUAGAUCUGACCUAUCUAAUGAUCUUACUAUACCCGUGGAAUAAAAGGAGUGACAUUUAUAAAAUAAGGAUAAAGGUAAAUGGUAAAGAUAAAUUAGUUUUUCCGCCGCAUUGUGAACCAAUGAAUAUAAGCUCUGAACAGCUUUUCAGAGACCUAUUUCAAGAACAGGUAAAACCAAAUUAUACCUCAAAAGAUAAAAAGUUCUUCACAGACUUUGAACAGUACAUAAGGUAUUAUGAUCCAUGCACAAUUAUUCCACUCAGCAUCUUUUUCACCCUUGGAAAGAGGAAAAAGUCACAAAGUCUUAGAUCUGGUGAGUAAGCGGGAUGAAUUGUUUUUCCCCGUAUUUUCAUCUCUCAGAAGCUUUUGAACGAUUGCACUUUUGUGAGCCGCGUUGUUAUGGAGACAUUUUUUGUAUUUUCGUUUAACAGCAUUAAGUACUUUGUCUUAAUAAAACUUUCCAGUGACUGACUUGGAUUUGAAGAUGUAAAAUUCAAAUCGAAAGAAGGUACGGUAUGGUACGUCAAGUACAGGGAAUAGUAAAUGUCGUAAAAACAGUCUAUCGUGUAAACAACUUCUUUUCAACAAAAAUUACACUUUUUGCAUACUCGAUAUUUCUUUCAUGUAUUUCUGUAUCUAAUUGCGAAUGUCAUCAUUUGAGAAUACCAAGAGGUCACAAAAAAAGAGUGCUGCUGCAUUGAAAACUGCACAAUAUCUCCGUCACAUAUUUUAACUCGUAGUCGUACUAAAUUUUGACCAGGACAAAAAGUCGCUCGUGAUUCACCAGUUCACAACCACAUAUAUGAAUUGCUAGCAUCAUUGUGAAUCAACACAACCGCUUGUUGAAGGAUUAGUUUGAGCAGAAAAAAAAAACUGUUCAACAAAACAAUGGCAUCUAAAUUCAGCCAUCUUCCAGACAUCAGCACGAUCCAACCAGAUAGGCUGAUCAAGUAUCGAGUCAGUGAGGACAGAUUUUCUGCAGAGGUUCUCUUGCCAGGAUUGUCAUACACAGACUUUGACCAGAAGAUUGGAGGAAAAGUACAUCUUCCGUCUUUGGCAAAGAUUUGUGAAUGUGUCAGGUCCGUAGCCUUCACUAAAGGGUUUACCUAUUUUUCUGAGAGGCAUCGUAAAACUGGAGUUGUUGUGUUUGUUGUUUGUCAGUUGUUCAGUUUUACACGUGAAGCUCAUUACCUACGCAAAUGGAAUAAUUUUGGAUUAAAUAAGCCACAGAGAUUCUUGUUGCACUUGUCCCAGGCUGGAAAGACAUCCUACACAACAAACAUAGAUUGGUUCGAUUCCAAUAAUAAGAAGAUCGGUAACUUUCUUACCAAGCACGUUGCCGUAGAUGAAAAGACGCGAAGACCAGUCGCUCUCCCAGAGUAUUUCUUUAAAGAUAUCCAGUCACAUUUCGCUAACAUUCAGACUCAAACUAUGGAAAAGGUUGAACUGCCCAAAAUUCCAAGCAAAGCUUUUUGCUUGAAUGUUAAAGCGCUUUACAGUGAUUGUGAUGAAAAUGAUCAUGUAAAUCAAUCUAUCUAUCUGGAAUGGUGUUCAGAUGUGGCAUCUGAAGUCGCUGUGAACGGACAUUUUUCAUUCUUCAAGAAACAUACUGAAUUUUAUCCAUUAAAGUCAAUGGAAAUGUAUUACAAUGGAGAAGGACUUUUGAAGGAUGAGUUAGCUGUAAAUGUUUGGGAAUGUGAAACAGACAAUGCCUGUCUUUUAUUUGCUAUUCAAAAGGAAAGUAGCAUUAUUUUUCACAUGAAAAUGACAUUUUAUAAAGAUGAGCAGGAUACAAGCACAUCUGGUGUUACUUCUAAAAUGUGAUAUUGUUUGUUUGAAAAACAAAAUUUCAAAAUUGAUUGACUUAAAGAAUAUGUUGAGUUUAGUAUUGAAUUGUACAGUCAAUUGCAAUCAAAAAAUAUGAAAGGGGGUUUGAUGUAAUCCUUCAACUUGAAUUCAACUCUGUCUUGUCUAGACUGAUUAGGCUUUCAUACUAUGUAUGAUCACAGGUGGUUGAAGCUCUAUCAAUGAAAUAUAUGUGCAGGUUAGAUCUCUUGAAGAGAUCGUAGAUCUCUGAAAGAGAUCCAGGUUGGCAACUUUGCGACUCGGUUCGAUUUUUUAAACAGCAAUUUUGAAAGCAAAUGACGUUGGAUUUUUGUCCAUGAUACACCAUUCCAAAGAGAAAAAAAUAACUUUUGUACGUACUUAAUGUCUAGGACUCAUUUCAUGUAUAGAAUACACAUUUUGCGUAUAAAGUACAUAAAAUGUUCUGGUAUUCGGCCAUUCCAUAUCCAACUUCCGGUCAGUCGGAGAGAAUGUAUCGCUUAGGAACAAAUUAAGAAUCUUUCAUCCCACAAUGUGUACAAACAAGGACGGCAGUUGUUCAACUCGUAAAAAUUGGACAUAGCAUCAUUUAUACAGGUCGUUGUGAAGCAGAAAGAACAUUUUUGCUACUCAGUACCCCAGGUUUGAAACAUACAGGAAUUUAAAAGUGUAAACUGUACCUGACACAUUUUAGAAGGUGAAUGUCCGAUUGCCGAAGUGAACACGAAUAUGUUUUUCAUGAAAUCUCCAAUUACAUAGUGAUUUCCAAAGUCCAUUUGUCACAUUUUAUCGCAACUGACAUUAUAAACAUGGCUGCAACUAUUUCCAAGUACUAUGCAUGUGACGUCAUUUGUUAUCUACGUCAGUAAUGAAAUGAAACCAUUGAGGCCCGUCAAGUGUUUAUUAUUCACUUCUGUGUAUCCUGUGAAAGGAAGUUGAUGUUCUGGAAAUUAUCAUUACACAGACUGCUGGAAUGCAUAGCACUGAAUUAUUUCUUGGAUAAAUUAACAAGAAAUUAGAAAAAAAAAACAAUUGGAGAGCAUAAUUAUGUAAAUGCCUUGGUGAAAAAUAUCUAACAGCGACUCGGGUGUGUAGCUGGAACCUUUUUCAUAGUACGCAGGCGUGGUAAAAUGGGUUUAGGUAUAUUGUCCUCCGCUAUAUUUUUAAAGUUAGAACGGCAAAUCAUGCAUUUUGUUGUAUAUUUGAAGUAAAAGCAUUGUUAAACAUAUUUAUAUCUUGAAUAAUUUUCAUUCAAACUGUAUAGAUCUAAUUUUACUAGACCUACACGCCUGUGAAAUAUGCACCACAUCUGCAAUUUGCAACUUUUUUUUUAUUACUGAUUUAUUUUCAUUACAUACAAUACCAUAAUUCUCACAGAAGGUGCACACUUUGCACUUUUUUAUGCACGGAUUUCUUGCACUAAUAUGAUCGAGCAUAUGUACACUCUAUAACUUAGAGUGAAUCUUUUAUCCUUUUGCUAUGCAAACAGUUCGAUCACUUGAACAAAGUCGGCGGUCUUAUUUCUAAAUAUAUUUGUUGUUAAAAGAAUGAAGACAUUUGUCAUAACUUUUAAAAAUUAAUCAUCAAAGACAAACCGAGGGGUUAUAUCGAAAAUUUAUCACUUAAUUAACCGCAUCCUACAUCUGAGGUAGUCCUAACACAGAUGAUAAUACAGGGCUUCCAUUAAGCAGCGUCCCUGCGUAAAAUACGCCAAAAAUUAUGAUCUGUAUGCCAAUACACAAAGUCAGAGGCGUACCAAGGACUUCCGUUAUUUUCAAAGGAUGACAAAAUCAAUACACCGUGACGUAACUUCACUUGAAUGACGUGAUUAGCUCCGCCCCAAAAUUAAUCAAAGCGGUUUAACUCUUGAUUGACAGCUUCGUAAAAACUGCCGGCAGUGUUUGAAGUGUGAGACUAGUGUGAAAGCAUCGUGUUUGAUAGAGACUGUCUGUAAAUGUAAACCGUUAUCCAGAUCAGCUGACAUAUUUAGAAGGCGCAAAUUGCCGACAGUAAAAUAUUACAUGCAUCAAAGAAGUAUAAAUACAUUUAUUUUUACAGCUCUUUGGCUAGUUCAAUAUAUACAUUUUCGUACACUGUUUGGCAGAUUUUCUGAUGUUUGGUUGAACACACCUGCAGAUGUGAACGUUAGGAUGGAAACGUGAAUAAUAAAAGAAUCAGCCUUUACGAAUAAAAAUCCAGCUUAAAUAUGCACAAAUAUCGGGCCGAUAAAUUUCUUGUUAUUUUAUUUCUUUUUAUUUUGCCGGGAAAACUGCACGUGCAUUCCAUGAUGCUACUUCUGUAAUGACCGCAUGCUUAUAUUUUCACGUCACCAGAAUGGUUACAGUGUUGAAACUUUCAUAUGAUUAUAAGCAAAAUGCUCUACAACCAAAUGAAAAUGCAUGCUUAAGAGUUUGAAUUUAUAUCGUGUCUGUACGUCCGCGUGACAGGCUCUGAAAUGUUUGAAUUUAUAAUAUUUUUUAUUAGAGUUUAUAUUGAAAGACAUUGUGUCUGAAAUCUUUCGUCCUCCACCUCUGAUUCAAGUUGGGAAGUUGGCAACAGGUUUGUACUGGUACAGAAUCCAGGAACACUGGUUAGGUUAAUUGCCCGCCGUUACAUAACUGAAAUACUGUUGGAAGUUGGCAGUUACUUGCAGAGAACAGGUUUGUACAGGUACAGGUUAACUGCCCGCCGGUGACUAGUGGAAAAUUCAUAGUUAUGGGUAGAGCUAGUGGGGUUGGAGGAAAAUUAAAAAUCAUGGGUAUUGGGGUUGGAGGAAAAUAAAAAAAUAUGGGGGAUGGGUUUUUUCAAAAAGUGCCUUACGACCCCCCCCACCCCCCCACCACCACCACUACAAUUAAUUCUGGAACUGCCCUAUCUAUUGGUUGGCGCAUAGGGUUGUUGAAACCAGCCAAUAACAUUCAAUGUUAAUCUAUAUGUUUAUGUUGAUAAGAUUUACAAAAAACCAAUUCACCUGGAGGGGAUUGCUUUUAUUUACACUGUCCCGUGUCUUUGGAACAUGGUGGGGGUAAGAGUGAGGUUGGGUGCGCACCAUAAACCGGUUUAAGCUCCCCAGUGGUGUUUUUGCCACUGACCGUUCCAAGGCGGUGCCCCACUGUGUUCCUUUGUUUGUUCGUUUUGUCCUCGUGUGUUGACUGUGUGUAUGCGUGUGUAUGUGUGUGUGUGUUUGUGGUGUGCACGUCUGCGUGCUGUAGGUUUCGUUUUGGGGAGGCUACGAUUUGGUACGUGGCAUUCCCUGUUUGAUAUUUGUCUUUGUUUUUUUUGUAUUGCAAGUUUAGCGACCAAACAUUAAGUAUUUUAAAUACAUUUUAAUAUAACAGCAAUGAAUACUGUAAAAUUGAAAAUGAUACAUAGAUCUACUAAAAUGCUAGGUUUCCUUCGUCGCUCAUUUCGAUAAAAUAAGCACACAGCAGAACCUCUUCAUCCCAAGGCUGUUAUGACGUCACGAACAUUACGUCACAGUUCCUUGAAACCGUAGGGGAUUUCCUAAGUAAAUAAAAGUUCUGUUGACUGUAUUCAGCUCGGAUAGUUUACAAACUGACGUUUUAUAAUUCUUUAAUCACCAUUGUUGUUCGAUACGAAUUGUUAUCGGUGAAUUUAGGUUUUUCUUAGAAGUGAUUCACCUCGAAUUUUAAAACCGGAAGCUGGAGAAGGUAUGGCGGAAUACCAGUACGGCGAUUCCGAUAGUGUAAGAUAACGAAUAAAAUGAACGACUUGGGUAUGUUUCUUACUAGAUGUGCUCAGCGUACCGUAAGAGGAAUGAUUAUUUUACUAUUUGAAAGGGUGUUUACAUUGGUAGUUGACAUGUGGUUCGAUUUAUCAGUCGACAAAAAAUGACAAAAAAAGACAAGAUUUACUUGCCAACCUGUACUAUUUCAUAGUAUAUUAGGUGGGUGGGAUAUGGUAAUGCAUAUAUCUAUUGAUAUAUAGCUUCCAGCGCCUGUGGUAUGAUUUGGUUUGAAAUAGGAAAUCAUUAUACCUUAUACUGAUGUAUUCAGUGUGUUGGUAAUUAUUGUUUUCUCUUUACAUUGUGGAGCUUUAUUUUAGUGCUAAUAGUUGUUAUGUAUAAGUGGUUUGAUAUAUUGGUAUCAGAUUUGUUUUUAAUCCCCCGCCACGAGUGGUGGGGGUUAUAGGAAUGGUCUCCUUCCGUCUUCCGUAACAUUUCAUGUCCACUCCAUAUCUCCUAAACCCCUUGAAGGAUUUUCAUGAAACUUGGGUCAAAUGAUCACCUCAUCAAGACGAUAUGCAGAACCCAUGAGUCAGCCAUGUCGGCUCAAGGUCAAGGUCACAAUUCAAGGUCAAAGGUUUGAGACUUUCAUUUUGUGUCCGCUCUGUAUCUCCUAAACCCCUUGAAGGAUAACCAUGAAACUUGGAUCAAAUGAUCACCUCAUCAAGACGAUGUGCAGAAUUCAUGAGUCAGCCAUGUCGACUCAAGGACAAGGUCACAACUUGAGGUCAAAGAUUUGAGCCUUCCAUUUUGUGUCAGCUCUGUAUCUCCUAAACCCCUUGAAGGGUAGUCAUGAAACUUGGGUCAAAUGAUCACCUCAUCAAGACAAUAUGCAGAACUCAUCAGUCAGCCAUGUCGGCUCAAGGUCAAGGUCACAACUAGAGGUCAAAUGUUUGAGCCUUCCAUUUUGUGUCCGCUCUGUAUCUCCUAAACCCCUUAAAUGAAUUUCAAGAAACUUUGGUCAAAUGAUUACCUCAUCAAGAUGAUGUGCAGAACUCACGAGUCAGCUUAAGGUCAUGGUCACAGUUCGAGGUCAAAGGUUUGAGCCUUCCAUUUUGUGUCUGCUCUGUAUCUCCUAAACCCCUUGAAGGAUUUUAAUAUGACUUGGCUGUAACCAUGUUGACUCAAGGUCAAGGUCACAGCUCAAGGUCAAAGGCUCUGUAUCUCCUAAGCCCCUUGAAGGAUAAUCAUGAAACUUGGGUCAUAUUAUCACCUCAUCAAGACGAUCUGCAGGACCCAUCAGUCAGCCAUGUCGGCUCAAGGUCUAAGUCACAACUCAGGGUCAAAGGUUUGAGCCUUCCAUUUUGUGUCCGCACUGUAUCUCCUAAACCCCUUGAAGGAAUUUUAAGAAACUUUGGUCAAAUGAUCACCUCAUCAAGAUGAUGUGCAGAACUCACGAGUCAGCCAUGUCAGCUUAAGGUCAAGGUCACAACUCAGGUUCAAAUGUUUGAGCCUUCCAUUUCGUGUCCGCUCUGUAUCUCCUAAACCCCUUGAAGGAUUUUCAUGAAACUUGGGUCAAUUGAUCACCUCAUCAAGAUGAUGUGCAGAACUCAUGAGUCAGCCAUUUUCGCUCAAGGUCAAGGUCACAACUCGAGGUCAAAGGUUUGAGCUUUCCAUUUUAUGUCUGCUCUAUAUCUCCUAAACCCCUUGAAGGAUUUUUAUAUGAUGUGGCUGUAAUAUUCCCCUUAUCAAGACAAUGUGCAGAAUUCAAAAUUCACCCCAGCCAGCUUAAGGUCAAGGUCACAACUCGAAUGUUUAAUAGUUCCACCAAAUACCAUAAACCCUUUCACUAUCCAUAACAGUGGCGGGGGAUAUAGCUGUCUUUCAGACUGCCUUAAUGUUACUAGAUUUUUGUCUGCUGAGCUUUGUUAGUGUUUACUUUUCAAGGUGUUUCUGGUUACCAUAUUGUUUAUACCAUUUGUGUGAGUGAAGGGAAGGGAGUCAUACCCCUUUAUAUGUAUUUACCAAACUGACUCUAUAAAUUUGGAGAAAAAAUUUGAUUCUGCCAAAUCUUCUGAAAAUCAAUCUGAAGUUCUUUCCCAAAGACCAGAUGAUUUUCUCAAUAGAAAGAUUAUUCAAGUCAAACAAUAUCUGCAAAUGCAAUGAAAUAUUAAGUAAAAGAACAAAUAUUAUAUUACAAAUACUCUGUCUUCAAUCUUCAUCGUACUGAAAUAUUUCAUCUUUAGUAACUAUUGUAGUGAAGGAUUGGGCAAAAUAUAUUAAAAUCAAUACCAACUUGAAUAAAAGUCGAAGUAAAAAAAUGAUAAUGCUGUUCAACAGACUUAGGACUCUGUGAAUGUUUCUUUCUUCUUUUGAACGUCAAAAUUUCAUAUGCAUUUUGUAUUGGGAUAUUUAAUAUUAAUAUCUUACUGUUAAUUGUGAAUGGCAAUUCUUUGGUCUAGGGUAAAAUUUUCUCAGGUUUAUAAUGCAUGUAUAGUCAUCUCUCGCCAGAGGCGGAGGGAUAUAGAAUUGAUGUAGUCUGUCUUUCUGUCUGGCUAUCCAUCCAAAGCCAUAUCUAUGAUAUGGUUUAGAUAAUUUGAAUUGAACAUGAAAUGCUAACUGCUGUAGGUAAAUGCCAUCCUGCAAGAAUCAUUCAGGUUGCCUGAGUAAGACUAUUCAUGGCUCUUUUGUAUAUGUAUAUAUAUUUAUUCGAAUUUCUGUUCUUCCAGAGUCAUAUCUCAGACAUGGUUUGAUGGAUUUCAAUAAAACUUGGUAGAAAUGUUAACUGCUAUAGGGCAAUGUGGCCAUGCAAGCUUCGUUUAGAUUGGUUGAGGAAGCCAAGAUUUAUGGCCCUUUGUAAUUAUAUGUAAUGUAUAAUAUAGCACAUAUAUAGUGUUUUUAUUCAAUUUUUUUCCGUCUGGAGUCAUAUUUCAGAAUUGGUUUGUAGGAUUUCAAUAAAACAUGGUAGAAAUAAUUACUGCUAUAAUGAAAUAUGGCCCUGCAAUUUCCAGUUGUAUUUGAUGGCAAGAUUUAUGGCCCUUUGUACUUGUAUAUAUAGUAAAUAAAUACAGUGUAGUCACUUUUC
Mercenaria mercenaria is the source of this 9580-nucleotide messenger RNA. RefSeq lists its product as uncharacterized. NCBI's taxonomy places the organism in Eukaryota, Metazoa, Mollusca, Bivalvia, Venerida, Veneridae. The record is from RefSeq and is a predicted model, not a curated record. The transcript has 4 exons. The coding region runs from base 1875 to 2810 and encodes 311 amino acids.